AGUCUUUCGACCCCCAAAAGAAGAGAGACCACUUAACCCCUCUAUAGUUUUCCCAUCUCCCAAAUCCCGUCAAAUUCAUACUAUUUCAUGUCGAUUCGUGCAUUUACAAGAUCAAAGCUCUCAACUUUCUCUUCAAUACUCCUUCAACGUCUGAAAACAACACCAAUCCGAGACAACCCAUUUCCUCCAAACCCCACUUCUCCAGUUUCACAAAUCCAAUCCCAUCAACCCAUUUCUGGGUUUAGGCUAUACCAUGACGGAAGACCCAGAGGACCCCUCUGGAGGGGUAAGAAGCUGAUCGGGAAAGAAGCCCUUUAUGUGAUUUCGGGGUUGAAAAGGUUUAAGGAUGAUGAAGAGAGGCUUGGCAAGUUUAUAAAGAGCCAUGUUUUGAGGCUUCUCAAGUUGGAUAUGAUUGCUGUUCUCAGCGAGCUUGAGCGCCAAGAAGAGGUCGAUUUGGCUAUUAAGGUAUUUAAGGUGAUCCGAAAGCAAGAUUGGUACAAGCCUGACGUCUACCUGUACAAAGACUUGAUUAUUUCAUUAGCGAAAUCCAAGAAAAUGGAUGAUGUUAUGCUGCUGUGGGAUAGUAUGAAAAAGGAGGAACUGUUUCCUGAUUCUCAAACAUAUACAGAAGUUAUCAGGGGAUUUUUGAGCUCUGGUUCUCCUGCCGAUGCAAUGAACAUAUAUGAGGACAUGAAACAGUCUCCAGAUCUACCAGACCAGCUACCAUUCCGGAUUUUGUUAAAAGGCCUUCUGCCGCAUCCCCUUUUGAGAAACAGAGUCAAGCAAGACUUUGAGGAGAUUUUUCCUGAACAACAUGUGUAUGACCCUCCACAAGAGAUUUUUGGCUCCUGCUAAGGAUAUGGGAUUGCAUGCCUGGACCACUAGGAGGGUUGGGGGAUUCCAUGUAUUGACAUGCGGUAUUGAUAUUCUUCUUUAGAGCUUCAAAGUUCUGACUUCCUGGAACUUAAACUUUUGAUCUGCUGUAAAAUGUUCGUUUAGGUUUGUCACCGGGUAAACUUUUUUUUUUUGAGAAGUAGAUGAGUUGUACAUUAACUGAUAGAGAAGAUUUGGUUUCUGUAUCCCAUG
Molecule: messenger RNA, 1086 nt
Organism: Argentina anserina (silverweed cinquefoil)
Lineage: Eukaryota; Viridiplantae; Streptophyta; Magnoliopsida; Rosales; Rosaceae
Product: protein THYLAKOID ASSEMBLY 8-like, chloroplastic
Exons: 3
Coding region: 88-855 (255 amino acids)
Molecular function (GO): protein binding
Source: RefSeq, a predicted model, not a curated record